This is a messenger RNA of Ylistrum balloti, 6489 nucleotides long. Its product is annotated as transcription factor ETV6-like. The transcript has 10 exons. Gene Ontology annotation, molecular function: sequence-specific DNA binding; DNA-binding transcription factor activity, RNA polymerase II-specific. Gene Ontology annotation, biological process: cell differentiation; regulation of transcription by RNA polymerase II. The coding region runs from base 1 to 1410 and encodes 469 amino acids. Lineage: Eukaryota; Metazoa; Mollusca; Bivalvia; Pectinida; Pectinidae. The record is from RefSeq and is a predicted model, not a curated record. Gene Ontology annotation, cellular component: nucleus.
AUGGUCAGCUUAUGCUAUGGUAAGGACGUUCUCAACACCUUGGACAGAAGCACGAGAAAUUUGGAUAAAUCCAUGUCUGGCAAAACAUGGGUGCAAGAGAUGAUGGUGGACAUUUUGCCCGCUGUUGAUGUGAAUCUGAACCGAAGUUCGAAAUUCCAUCUCUCUGACUCGGACAGUGAGGAUGGAUACUUCCCAUCAUUCCAUAUCUCUGACGAUGAGAGCGACACAGAUCUUAUUAGAAUGGACCAAGGCCCUUCUGUGAUAGUCUUACCAGAACCUGGGAAUUUGUCUGAACUGACGGGCUGUAAGUUCCAGGCUCUUGCAGAUGAUGAAUCAUACUUCCUAGACAGUACUGAGUUUCAGUGUACAAAAUUUUAUGAGGAAUGGCGUUUUGACAUUGAAGCAAAUGAGCGGAUCCUUUCUGAUUCUGAGUCAAUGGAGAGUGAAGAUGAAGCCAUCUUUGUUGAACGAACUAAGAAAACAAAGAAGCGUGUGCGAUGGAAAAAUAAUUUAUCAGUGGAUGCUUGUGAGCAGCAGAGCAAACAUGGCAGACAAGCAGCUGCAGAGGCACUUCUUAGUAUGGACUCUCCCAGUACCAACUCAGAGAGUAAAACAUUUCUCCAAGGAAUUUUACAGCAAAAUCCAAACACAGCACUGCCACCAAGUCCAGCAGACACAGACAGUGGUACUGAUAGUGGCAUCUCAGAACCAGAAAGUAGUAAUCUGGAGGACAAGGCAAGAAUUCUGGGUUUGACAGAUGCUUACACAUCAGCGUUUUUAGGGAACAUUCCCAGGUCAUCUCCAGGGCCGUUCAUCCCUCCCUAUUGUCAACAGGGGCCACCAGCUCAGUCCAUCCAACCCCCUCCAGCUCAUCAACCACUCCCAGCACACUUCAACACAGCCACACAUGUGGCCAUGAGACCAGAUCAUGUGUACCCAUCCAGUCCAAUGUUAUCCUCCCCCAUCAGUCUACAUCCCUCCCUCGACUCUGGCAGUCUGUCGCCAACAACCCCACCAUCAUCGCCUAUCCGACACAAGAGUAGAAAAGGUCGCAAACCAAAAAAUCCCUUGGAAUGUCCUAUAAAUCAGCCUAAACGAAAAAGAGAAAGUAGUACAACAUACUUGUGGGAAUUCCUUUUACAACUGCUUCAAAACAGAGAGACUUGCCCAAGAUAUAUUAAAUGGGCCGACCGUGAAAGAGGAAUCUUCAAGCUGGUCGACUCAAAGGCUGUGUCUAAGCUUUGGGGAUUACACAAAAACAAGCCAGAUAUGAAUUACGAAACAAUGGGAAGAGCAUUGAGGUAUUAUUAUGCGAGAGGAAUAUUAAACAAGGUUGAUGGGCAGCGGCUCGUGUACCAGUUUGCUGAAGUGCCGAAGUCUAUUAUAGAGAUUGACUGUGGGAAUGCCUGAGAGCCAAGACAGUACAACUGAAUCUGCUCACAAACCGGAUAGGGCUACAGGGCCAGCAAUGGUCCUUAAUCCCUGCCCCUCCUCUGCAAUCACUUCGUGCCAUAGCUCAGCUAUAGACUCAAUUAUAACUCCCAGGAGUUGAGAAACACUGUCUUUUCGUGACAAGAUUCCAGGUUAUUUGAACCAGAAUCUGAAAAGAUUUCAUACUUGUUUAUUAUGAAACUGAAAAUGGCAAGGAAAUUCAUCUUGGACAGUUUGAUAAUUGCAGUUGUGUUUUCUUGGACCAUCGUACAGUUUAGACUCAAGUGAUUGUCUGGAUUGAUCAGCCAUGAUCAGUGUACUGGUGAUACAAAGUGGCAGGACAGACUAAGAGAAAUGGAACAAGACUAGGAAGGAAUUCCAUAUUCAUCAGUCAGUCGACUUAAAAAAAGAUUCAGGGAUGUUUGAAUAUAAUGAAUGUGUUCGAGUGGAAGUGUCUUGUGUGGGAAGUUUGUUUUUUGAGGAAUGAAUGAAAAACAUAUUGUUAUGACUGAAUGUUGUUGAAGAAUGUUACAGAUUUAAAAAAAAAAAAAAUAAUUGAUUCAAUAUCAUAAUAAUAUUAUUUGAGUGAAAGUUUUGUUUGUUUGUUUGUUUGUUUUUUUUUUUUUUUUUUUUUUUUUUAGAAAACAUUAGAUUUUUUUAAUUGCAUUGGGCUGGUGUGAUUAUUCCUUACAUAUAGGACCACUCCAUAGACUUUGUCAAAACUACAAUCAUUCAACCCAGCAACCAGAAGUUGCGUCAUGCAGACACAGACGUGCGUUGACAAGUAUCAACAUGACUAAGAGGACAACAGGAACUGCCUCAUGCAUGGUAUAAUGUUUUAGUGCUGAAUUAGAAGAGGAUACAUUCCUUAAGCACACAAGUGCUGCUGAUUUAAAACUAGACUCAAGUUUUCUUCAUUUGAUCAUUCUUUGUUGAUAAAGGGACAGUUUUAUAACUGUCCAUUUUAGUAGGGUGUGGCAUGUCAUAGUGCUUAGUUAUCGGAACCAGUAAGAUAAAACAACUUGAAAAAACAAGUAAAUGUUCAGAAUAUCUGUUAAAGGUUUAUAUUCAGAUCCUGUGUUCCUCAUGCCAUUAUAAAAUGAUCGAUAAAAACAUGUUGUCAAAACAAAAUCUUUGUUUGAAUUGAUAGAUGGGUCUAACUUAGGGGAGGUCAGUUUACUUGAAACAAAUGCUGGGAGAGUGUGCUUGAAGCCGAAUUUGUUCCAUUAUAACUUUUUACCCAAUUUAAACAUUCCUGUUUCAUACAUAGCUUACCUGACAUUGACCCACAUAAAGUGUUCAAAUAGCUGUUUUCACCUGUAGUCACGUGUUUAUGACAGGUGGUGAGGAUCCUGUGCGUUUUGGGCGUGUCUCUGCAAACCUGACUCAUCUUACCUGGCUGUGUUUUACCUGUAUCAUGGUGAAACAUAGUUUCUUUAGGUCUUCAGUUUAACUUUUAAAGUUUUUCUUAUCCUAGAUAAUCAGAAACCUUACAUGAAAGGACUUCAGUGAUAUGUAAAAUUCUUCUAACAGAAAUUGUUCAUUAAUGCUAUGUACAGUGCUUUAUAAAGACUGUACUAAGCAACUAUUUCUUUAAAAUGUGUUGUUUUUUUUUAUUAUUAUCAAGCUAACAAGGUACUGAAAAGUUAUACCUUGAAGUUAGCAGUGCAUGAAAUAAAGUCUGAAUACUUCCUAUUUAUCAUGAUACAAGACCUUCACUAUGACACUGUCAUAUAUAAUAAUUCAACUCAGGCAGUGAUAUGUAGAGGUGAGCUGGUGAAUUAAAAAUUACCAGAUGUAGAUAAAUUUCUAUCCUAAAAGUUUUUAUUUUACUGUACUCAGAAGUUAUUGGUAUUCUUUUAGGAAGUAAUUGAUACUUACUAGUAUCACACUAUGAAGCUUUGAUGAAUAAAUCUGGUCCGUAGUUUUAAAUGAAUAAACAAUUUUAUUAAUAGAUUGUGAUUUCGACAAAUGAAGUAUUAUUUAUGCAGAUAGAUCUGACUUGGAGCAGCUAUACUCUUGUGUUUGUCCUUCCUUUCUCAUGCUAUCAUUCAUCAUCUCACUAUUGUGCAUUUUUCCACAAUUUAAGGGUCCAAUAUUUGUUUUCCUAUGGUCUGUAGCGCUACAACACACUAGAGGUCUGUAGACAGUGGAGGAUCACAUUCAUCUUGUGACUGAGAAAAAAUUGACAUUCAUUGAUUUAGAAGUACAAAAGAGUUUGGUUGUAUUUUUAUGAAGAAUUACCAUUUGAUGUAUUGCAGUUUAAAUACAUCACACCACGAAAGAAGAGGAAUGUGUAGGCUAAGUAGGACUUGAGAAUCACUUCAUUUUGAUGUAGUCAGGGAUAUAUUUUUUGGCAAAAGGUCACGGUCUGUGGCAGGCAGUAGUUACAGGCAUCAUUUAACACGGUACUCUACAAAGUGCAGCAGAGAAGGUCUCUCGUGCAGAUCAGUCUUGAUUAGGUCAUCAUUAAAAUUCCUUCUCAUCAUCUCUGUUUUAUAUCUUGCCUGCAUUGAAUCUAUUAACUGUGUUCCCAAGGUCACUCAGGACAUGCAUUUACCUUGACCUUAUCUUGACCUUAGAGUUUUUGGUAAUAUGCUAUUGAGAUUGUUUAGUACCAUUAUGCCGUGUUUUGAUUUUGCUGAUUUUCCCGAUCGUAAAUGAAUGUAGACAAGACUUUCUUCUUCUGUUAUGUCAGUUUGUAUCUCAACUUCCUCCUAGUACGGCCUAGUGUUUUCCUUAAUGUUAUCCGACCCAAGUUUUUAUGACAGGUUUGAGGUUAUACUCGGAUUGAGAAAGGAUGAUGUCAUGAAUAUUCAAGAGGUGUUAAAAAUGUCUUGUUCUAGUUUAGGUUUAGUUGUUAUAAGACAGGCAUAGUGUGACGCAUAUCUAUGUAUAAGGUGACAUCAGCCCCUGACAGCUCGAUCCUCCCAAUGGGCAUUAGACCUCUGGUCCUUCUUUGUUUACUAUUUGUUAAAGGUGUAUUGUUGGUCCUGUAUAUUAAUUAAGCCGUUAUACUGGAAGGAGUGCCUAAGAUUCUGUCAAAGAUUACACAGAAUUUGUUAUUUAUAAAAACACUUUCAUUACAGGAAACAUUUAGUGGUUAUAUUUUGAUUCUUCUUAAUUUUUGCUACAGUGUUUGUUGUAAUGUUUAUUACAUUUUGUUGGAUGAAUAGAACAAUAUCUUUACACUGCACUGUUUGAUCUUGACCAAAAAGAAACAUUUAGUAGCCAAAGAUAUUGAUAGUUUUCAGAAAAUAUCACUAAAACUCCCUCAAAGUUAAGUUUUUCAUAUAAAAAAAAUUACUAAAAAACUCAGCUUUAAUAUCUGUUGAUAGUAAAUACUUACAAAUUAUGGUACUUAUAUUGUGGUGCAGUUUGUAAUAUUAGGUUGUCAUUGUCAUGGAUUAGGUAAGUCUACGAGAAGACUGACAUAGUUAAAAAACAUUUAAAAGAGGGAUUUGGUGGUCAGUUGAGAUUUUGGUAGUAUUAACGAAAGUCUAUUGAGUUAAGCCUGAAAGAAUGAGGUGUCUAGAGACUUUAUUUAGCUAUGAAGUUUUACCAUAAAUCUUUUCAAAAUUGUUUUAUUAUUUGUUGAGAACAUUGUCAUGAUGAGGAGAUAUAGUGCACUUGAAAUCCUAUGAAAUCCAUGCCUGUUUGUAAUUACAUAUCAGAGGUAUGUGUGAUACCUUGAUAAUCCAAUUAUCUGCUUAAAGCAGAAUCUGACUUAUUGAUAAUGUAUUAUGGAAGGUAGAACAUUAUAUUGUUAUCAUGACAGCUAUAUGUUUUAUCCACAUUCAGAUAAGAGUGCCUUAGUCAUUACUAAUUAAGGAGGAUCGCGAGUAACAACACUUGUACACCUAGCACUUUCUUAUAUUCAGGUGCCAUUAUUGAAAUCACAGCGGUUUUUUUCUGAUAGAAAAACAAAUUUUAUCUCAAGGAUUAUUUUUCUAGGGGGGAUGGGAAGUCUGGAAAAAAUGAACGCAAUGUCUUUACUAUUUUUUAGAAGGAAUUGAGACAGGAAAUGUAAAUCCUCCUACAUACAAGUCGUUUAUCCACCCAUGUGUGAUAAUUCCUUACAAAUCAACACAUGUUCAGGGACAUCAUUGACAUGCUCAAUUUGUAUCUGCCUUAAACCAUCCUGCAUUUAGCAGAAAAUGAUGAUGUAGUGUAGGUCUAAUAAACUCUCUGAUAACGGGUACAAUUUCCAUUGAAAUAACAUUGAUUUUUUAGUUGUUAUCAACUAUUUACGCAAAUCAGAAAAUUUAGUUUUCAGCCGAUAGCUUAAAUAUUAUAUUAGAUCUAACUUGUGACCAUAUUUGGUGAGUUUCCAUUCUAGAAAGUUUUACCAAAGACGAGGCUGUGAUGUAGAUUGUAAUCUGUUUAUAUUCUGUAGAAAAUUACUCUCAAGCUGUAUGGAUAUGGUUUCACUGGUCCACAACGAGCAACAUUAAAAACAUGGAAAUACUAAUUAGUUUGAUCAACAGGAUGUGUCAGUUAAAUGAUGAUUUCAUAAUUCCUAAACAAAAUGGAAGGGGUUUAGAUUUUAUCUAUUAACCAUAACAGAUAUAACUAACAGUGUAUCACAUUUUAAUGUCAUUUGGCAAUAUAUAUAUAUAUAUGUGUGUGUGUGUAUACAUAUAUAGUUUUAGAUACAAAUUUAUUUUAAUGUUAAUUGUAAAAGAAUACUGUGAACUUUGAAAUCAUCAUUUAAUCUGUAUUGACAAGUGAUCAGCUGAUAGAUUAUAAAGACAUGGACAUAUGUGAUGGUCCAGUUUCUAUCAGAUACCAUGGUUACAGUGUAUUGUUGCCAUGAUUACAGUUUCCUUGGUGACUGCAUGGUUUCCAAGACAACGAUAUCUAACUUAGUUCUCAAUACUCUUAUUAAGUCGCUGGAUGUUCAGUGUAUACUAUAGGACUUGUACAAACAACAGAUCUCUUAUGUAUUUAUUAUUGCCGUGUACAUAUGCAAUGCGGUUAGACUAAAAUGAGUGCCGGUUUUUAAUCGCAACCUUCAAAUGUGGAAUAUAAAUAAAAUUAGUUGCUGUUUUUACCUCA